CUUCUUGUGCCGGAAAUAUUUACAAAUUGAUCGGUCGAAAUAGUCACAGACGAUAACCGACCGCCCGACCGGUUUGAUCUCUCUCUUGACGACCAGUUCGCAAGUCGGUUCAUUUAAUCUGUGCGAAAAAAUGUCAGACUUGAAACACGAUGACAGCAACAACGUAGACCAUAAAAGCAACGACAGCAAGGACGACAACAUCUUGCUACACCUCGCUGUGAUGGAGGAAAACUACGACGUGGUCAAGUUUCUAUUGAAGCAUAAUGUUCCGGUGAACGGUCGCGCGGUCAACAGGGAAUUGGGACUGGAAUUUCUGACCGACAACGAGCAUCAGCGACACAUAGAAGCGACCCUCAUUGGUGUGACAGGCCAACAGCAUGACAACAAGGGUAAAGAAAACGUGAAGCCUUGCCUCCAGAAGUCUGCCACUGCGCUUCACUUGGCUGCCCGCUGUCGAAGUAAGGAAAUAGCCGAAUGUCUGCUGCUACACGGCGCCGAUGUGAACGCCGAGAUGGAAGGUGGCGAGACGCCGCUGAUGAUCGCCGUGUUUUCUAAUUGUUCGAGCGUCGUCGAACUGCUGAUCGAGUCAGGUGCCAAUGUGAACGCGCGCACAGCUUGGGGCAAGGCAGCGUUGCAUUACGCUGCUCAAGGGGGCAACAAGCAAAUUACCGAGAUGCUCGUGUUGACCGGCGCCCAGGUCAAUGCCGCCAAUCUGCAGGGCAUCACGCCUUUGCACAUCGCCGCUGAAUCCGCUCACGAGGACGUGCUGAGCUUGUUACUAAAGAGCGGUGCCGACACCAGCAUCAGAACUCAGGAUGGCGCUACAGCUUUGCAUUAUGCUGCGGUGAUGGGUCACAAAAAGGUCGUCGAGAUACUUCUCAGUUACGGCGCUGACAUGAAUGUUUUGUUGAAACAAGGUACGCUUGAUUUGACACCUUUCAAGUGGGUUACUCCUGCUGAGGAGAAAAAGGUUUGGGAUUUGAUCUCCAAUUACACCAACAAGUUGAGCAUUCGCAAUAUCUUCCAAUCCUGGAUAUUUAGAAAGUCUAAUCGGAGUUUUUCUAACAACACUGAACCGAGAGAGAUGGAGACAAGCGCGUCGAUGCUUUUGCACGCGGCAGUGCUGGAGAACAACGAAAAGGCGGUGCGUUUUCUGCUGAAACACGGAGCUCGGGCGAACGCGCCUUGCCGGCACGGCGUCAAAUACUUGCGGCAGAAUUUCUCCGACCAUCGGACGGAGAUAAGCGAAAUAUCCUCGAGGUAUCGCAGCUUGUCGUUGAGCUCCGGCUGCAUCAUCACGCCGAAUCCCGUGGUGUGGGCGCCAGGUUCCGCGUACACGUUUUCCGGGCGCGGUCGCAGCCACUCGGUCGACGAGCACCGACCGAAGUCGCUCACGCCGAUGCACGUCGCCGCGGCGAACGGCCACCCUGGCAUCACGAAGAUGCUCAUCGGACACGGCGGCGAUGCGAACGCUCGGAUGGAAGGUGAUUAUACCCCGCUAGUUAUAGCGCUUUUGUACAAACACCACGAGGUCGUAGAAAUGUUGACUAAUGUCGGUGCAAAUUUGAACAGACGAAUGCGCAACGGCAAGACGCCGAUGUAUUUCGCCGUGAAAAGCAAACGGCCGUCUCUAGUAGCGCUGCUGCUCAAGAAGGGCGCCGAUCCGAACGCCGCCACCGACCACGGCGUCACUCCGCUGCACAUCGCCGUCGAAAGAAAGCUCGCCGAAGUCGCGGAGCUGCUGCUGGCGUGCGGGGCGCACGCGAACGCUCGGACCAAGACCGGCGUGACGCCCCUUCAUUGCGCCGCGGCCACGGGCCAGACCAACAUUGUCGAACUGAUAUUACGCCACGGCGGCGACGUUAGCGCGAUACUGAAGAGAGGCGAGAUCGACGUUGCGCCGCUGCUCUGGGUCACCGAGUCCGAGAGAAGAAAGAUCGCCGAGCUCGUGCGCAAUUACGCGCCGGCGAGCAAGGCCGCGAGCCCUUACGGCACCCUCGUCAAAAGGCUUUGGAAGCAACUCGCGCUCAAGAAGUAUUGAGGGAGUGCGCGCGCUCGACUGUGUGCCAUUCGCGCGGCACUGCGCCGUUAUUACAUGCGUGCGACGGCUGUCAUUUCGUCUACUCUUUAAUUGAUUGCUGUCAAGUUUCAAUUGUGACUGCCGUGUCGUUCAUGCGUACGUUAACAACCGAUGUCCGCAAGAGUUGUCGUGCACGCGUCAAAUUAUUGUCAAAUUUUUUACGUGCCAGCCGAUUUCGUUAAUUAACAUUGCAAACUUAAAAAAUCUUGCGUUAGGCAAUGAAAGAAGCGCUUUCACUGCUUUAGCCUUUUUUUAUGUAUCGAUUUAUGUAAUUUACAUGUAAUAAUGUCAUAUGCCAAUACAAUAUGCGGAAUUCGAUACGUUUUCACUCUUUUACUUGUAAGAUUGUAGGAAUAUACAUUCACAAAUGGAGUAAAGUUUAAGAGUUUUUCAUUAAAAUCUGUUGUAUUUACGAAUAUCAUAUCGCUGUACUCUAUAAUGACUCCCUAUUAACGUUCUAUUUAUUCAUUUUCUUGUGAGAAUAUGUUCUUUUUUUAUAUAUCAUAAUAAAUACCU
This is a messenger RNA of Phymastichus coffea, 2596 nucleotides long. Its product is annotated as ankyrin-3-like. The transcript has 2 exons. The record is from RefSeq and is a predicted model, not a curated record. The coding region runs from base 131 to 2041 and encodes 636 amino acids. Gene Ontology annotation, molecular function: protein binding. Lineage: Eukaryota; Metazoa; Arthropoda; Insecta; Hymenoptera; Eulophidae.